CCGUCUCUCUCUCUCUCUCUUCUCUCUCGUCCUAUUUAUCCCCGCGCACCCCUUUGGCAUUUCCUCUCUUCGUCAAACCAACACAACAACAGCGCGAAACCCAUCAAAAACACACGCCCAUCCAAGGAACGAUCCAGAGUCCACUCCAGUCCAGUCCAUGGGAGCGGGGAAGGGCGGCGGUGAGGAGGCCGCGGCAGCUCCUGGGGCGGCGCAGCCCGUCGUGCUGAAGAUGGAGCUGCAUUGCGCCGGCUGCGCGCAGAAGGUCAAGAAGGCCAUCAAGCACCGACCUGGUGUGGAGUCGGUCGUGGCGGACGUGGCGGCGAACAGGGUUGUCGUGGCGGGGACGGCCGACGCGGCCGCGCUGAAGGCAUGGAUCGAGGCGAAGACCAAGAAGUCCGUUGAGGUCGUCUCCGCCGGCAGUGUUCCCAAGAAGGCCGCUACCGCCACCGCGGAGUCCAAGGACGGCGGCGCCGGGGAGAAGAAGGCCGACAAGGGCGCGAGUCCCAAGGAGGAGGCGAAGAAGCAACCGCCGGAGGAGAAGAAACCCAAAGAGGAGACGGUGCUGCUCAAGAUCCGCCUCCAUUGCGACGGCUGCGCUGACCGCAUCAGGCGACGCAUCUACAAGUUCAAAGGGGUGAAGCACGUGGUGCUCGACGGCAAUGGCAAGGACGAGGUGAAGGUCACCGGCACGAUGGAUGUCCCCGCCAUGCUGGCCUACCUCAAGGAGAAGAUCAACCGCACGGUGGAAGCCGUGGCGCCCGGCAAGAAAAAAGGCGGCGGCGACGGCAAGGACGACAAGAAGGACAAAGGCGGCGACGGCAAGGACGGCAAGAAGGACAAAGGCGGAGACGGCGACAAGAACAAGGCCGCGGGCGGCGACGACAAGAAGGACAAGGGCAAAGGCAUCGACGUGGCGGGCCCAUCCACGGCGGCCGCCGCGGCGUUCAUGGCACCGGCGCCGGCCGAGGCGAGCACGUACCGCGUGACGCCGCUGUACGGCUACGUCGCGUCCCCGCAGGGCUCCGACCCCGCCAGCUACUACCCCUACCCCUACUACGGCAAUGCCGAUGGCAUGGGUCACGCCAACCCCAGCGCCGCCACCUACUACCAUCAGCAGCAGCACCCCUACGCCGACGCCACCCAGAACCAGGGGUACCCAUCGUACCCAUACCUCUUAGACAUGCCGCCGCCGCCGCAGCUCUUCAGCGACGAGAACCCCAACGCCUGCUCCGUCAUGUGACACCGCCAUCAGAGCUCAGUGAUCAUCAGCUUUAACUUAGCCGGGAAAUACCUUCGACAUGUUACAUGUCAGCGAUGAGGAUUUAGCCUUAGGACUAGAGGCAUUUUCUGAUCAAAUUUUGCUUCGUUUGUUUAAUCCUUCCAUUCUUAUCCUCGGAGCAACGCUUGCUCUCCUUUUUUUAUCCUCUCCUACUCAUCGGAACCCAUGCGCAAACUCACACCACUCACAAAGCCACAUGUUUCGCUAGCAACGGAGACGUUAAACUACCAUUUGUGAUGAGAGGCAGGCACCGGAGCUAGGAGAAAGCCCUUGCCAUGCGUGUAUCUCGCUUGCUCUCCUCCUUUGGCUAAUUAAACAAUUAGCAGAUUAGAUGAAGUGGUCGAAAAGUGUUUUUCGAGAGUGCGUGGUCAGCGAUGUUGAAUUGUGAACUGGCUUGCCUUCGUUGCCGUUACUUAAUCAAAGACGUGGUUGGUGAAAUCCAGUAAUUAAUCAGACAAUUAAUCCAGUUAAAUCCUGAUUGGUCUGUGCUGUUCUUGAUGGACAAGAAACUGUCCAGAAAACGGCUGUUUUGAUCGAUUUUAAUAUCGACGCCGUUUUCCUAGCUACCAUGGCCGCAAACUUGGAAUUUUUUAUCUCGUGUCCGAGGUGCAGUCGAGGAGGAUAGACAGUUACAUAUUCAGAUAUUCUCCAUGGUAUCUGUCUCUUUAUGAUUCUUUCUGAUGACGUAGCGCUCAUUAUGUUGAGAUUUUCUGUGUGCUGCAUUGCAGCUGCAAGAGAAGACACGGAUGUUGAUCUGCGAAAGAUCACGGCCACAAAAUAAACCUCGGUACUGAUAAAGCUUUUAUGAAAUCUCGUCAA
Molecule: messenger RNA, 2098 nt
Organism: Phragmites australis (common reed)
Lineage: Eukaryota; Viridiplantae; Streptophyta; Magnoliopsida; Poales; Poaceae
Product: heavy metal-associated isoprenylated plant protein 6-like
Exons: 4
Coding region: 158-1240 (360 amino acids)
Molecular function (GO): metal ion binding
Source: RefSeq, a predicted model, not a curated record